AUGGGUACGAUCAAGAAAGAGGUUAAGCAGGCGCGGGUUGUAGAUUGGGAAAAGUACGCGGGAGAUGAUAUUGUUGGGCAGUUGCGGAAGCAGAGUAUAGUGGAAGUAGAUCCGCCCGAGUCGCUGAAGAGGCAGUGGUAUUAUAACUAUGGUGUCGGGUGGUUGUAUAACGUAUGUUGGAGUUAUUGGACGGCGGAUGUUGGGAAGGCCAUGUGGAAGGAGGUGCGGUUUGAGGAAAAGUUGUUGUUGGCGGAUAUGAAUGAGGUUGGGCCGCUGGUGAAUGGAGAAGAAGAAGGGAAUUUAUACUACCAGGUUUUGUUGCAGCUGUUGAGGACGGUUUCUCAGAAUAAACAGGCAGUUUUUGAAGACUGGGAUGUGACAAUGAAGUAUCAUUUACAAGAGGAGACUGGGCUGGAGUUUUAUUCUGGGGAUGUUAGGUUUCUGGAGUUGUCGGCGGCCGAACAGUUUGAGGUCAUCUAUAGGUUGAUCAAACUUAUAGAGCGUAAGAGUGUGGUUUUCCGGAACUACUUGUUGAACAAUGAACAUCUUUUUAAGUUUCCGCAGAUCUGGAUGGACGAGUUUACUUCGCUAUUUGUUUUACCAGGGGGCAAGAUUAUCAAGAAGCAGAUCAGGGUACCAAAGGAUUCAGAGCUGAAAAUCCCCAUCAAGUUGCGAAAUUGCACUGUAAGAUAUGAAGAUGAUGAUGGCAAGUCUUUGGAGGUUGUUCAUUACGACUAUUCCCAGGAGAUUGACUCGUACUUACAAGAUGUUAAAGUGAACUACAUGGUAGAGUCUUACAAUUGGAAGACAUUUUUAGAUUACAUUGGUUCAUAUGAGGAAGGUGAAUUUCGUGAAUUUUUCUGCAGCCUGAUUUCGUAUGCGGCUGCCAACGAGCUUUAUGGGGCCAAGUUGUGGAAUAGUCGGAUAAAGGAGAGAUCAAUGCAAGAGCUUAUAACUAGGCGUAAGCGGUCUUCCAGAUUAGUUGCGCGUGAAGAGGAAACUCAGAGGAAACAGCUGGAGAAAACUUGGAAUGACAAAUUAGACGAACGAAGUAAGUUCAUUCGUUUCCGUCAUAAACUGGUCGUCAAACGUUCCAAAAAAAUCAAAGAUGCGCUCUGGUCAUUGCUAUGGGAUAAGUUUGAAUAUGAUUCUAAAUUCGAGAAAAUUAGGAGACGUACUGCGGAUUCUGUUCCCAAUGGUGAGACAUUACUGCCUGAGUCAUCUGCAACAACUGAUCUUUUGUCUGCUGCCGAGGCGUAUGUAUUGGAACAUGGAGCCACAUACUUGUCAAAGAUCAUUACCAUCGAUAACGCUGAAAAUCCUCUCAUAAUGCAGACAGAAGAGUUACCAGAUGAACUUUGUAUCACCAAAAGCGAUUUAACAAAACUUGCAAACCAUGGAAUCCCAGUUGAUUCCUUCCAAGAGGAUAAUAAGGACUGGUAUUUCCAAUGUGUUUGUAACAUAGAAUCGGGUGUCAACAUAGAUCCUGAAAGUAAAAUAUUUAGCGGUUACAACCUCGUAUGUUGUGAUUCGUGCUUAAGAUGGCAGCAUUGGGAAUGUCAGGACAAGGCUGUGGUGGACAUUUUAUCUCGUGGCCACGAUAAACCUUUAACCGCCAAGGAUUUCUCAUUGGUUCCCAUGGGUCCUACUCAUCAACAGAGAAGAACAUCCCGCCGUGCUGCAGCUGGAGGUGAGGUGGAGCAAGAUACCGAGAGGCCUACUAUGCGCCGCAAAUUCCCAGGUGAAUCUGAAGUAUUUAUAUGUGGGUGGUGCAUUGCAAAGUUAGAGCAAGACAUACGAUCUGUAUUCAAAUCUGAACUAAUCUCUACAAGAGCUAAGCAAAAGAAACAGGCUGAGGAUAGGGAACGGCGUAAGAAGCUCAAAGAAGAAAAGAAAAGACAAGAAGAGUUGCAGAAGAAACAACAGAUGGCAGCAGUAAUGAUGAAACAAGGGUCAAUCCCUUUACCUCUCUCCUCAGUUAAUUCGGAUUCAACUUUUGAACGUACAAUUUCUUCUGGGGCGGCGCCUUCUGCUUCUAUAUACACGCAAAACGGUCAAACACCUCCUCAAAAGCAGCAACUGCAACUGCAGCAGCAGCAAAAGCAAAAGCUAAAGCUAAAGCUACAGCAACCAAUAUCACUGCUUCCACAGCAACAACAGCCACGCCAGCCACAACUAGCUUCCUGGCAGAUCCAGAGACCUCUGCAACAAAGUACAUAUCCCAGAUUAAUGAAUCCAUUGCAAAAUAUGAUUUCCUCACAUACUCCGGAACGCGAGACCGUCAUCCAAGACAAUCAAAAGCACCCUCACCAACCACAGCUACAGCUUAAGAAGCCGCGCCUCCAGGAGCCGCAUCUGCAGGAGCCGCAUGUUCAACAGCAGCCAUCGCAACCCCAACCGCAGAGCUUUCUUCCAAACCAACAACCGCAAUCAUCUCAAAACGUUGUAUCCUCUCCAAACCUCAAUAACGACUCAAGACCAACACACAGCUCUGCAAGCACUACUAGCAUAGCCAGUGGAGGCACUACGUGUUCUACUGAUACGUACCUUUAA
Eremothecium cymbalariae DBVPG#7215 is the source of this 2553-nucleotide messenger RNA. It is a transcript of the gene IOC2, whose product is annotated as Ioc2p. The coding region runs from base 1 to 2553 and encodes 850 amino acids. The transcript has a single exon. The record is from RefSeq and is a predicted model, not a curated record. Lineage: Eukaryota; Fungi; Ascomycota; Saccharomycetes; Saccharomycetales; Saccharomycetaceae.